Messenger RNA from Drosophila takahashii, 707 nucleotides. The record is from RefSeq and is a predicted model, not a curated record. Lineage: Eukaryota; Metazoa; Arthropoda; Insecta; Diptera; Drosophilidae.
CAACUGGCCCUUCUAAAAUUGAUAAACGAUGCCAACAUAUGGAUCCAUUGAACCCAACGAAAUACCGCUUCUGUCAGCAAAAAUGUAAAAAUUUGAAAGGCUCUUUUCGUUGUAGGUGCAAGAAAGGCUAUACUCUGCGGCAGGAUGAUCAGAGUUGUGAGUUGAAAAAAUGCAAGCCAGGCUUUAAAAGAUCCGCCGAUGGAGUCACGUGCCAGGUCAUCAACGAACAAUUUCUACCCACUAAUACGAAUAGUCCUCCUGCUGCAAUUCAGCCAACGCCAACAACUGAAGAGCCAUUACUACCCACUACUACGAAUAGUCCUCCUGUUGCUAUACAGUCAACCCCAACAAGCGAUACUCCUUAUAAUCGUCCGCCGUACUGUGAGAUCUUGCCGGACCCGCUCCAUGGCAAGGCUAAAUGUUAUAGCUAUGAACCAAAUGGAUUUCAGAAGAAUUUGUGCCAUAUUAUCUGCGAUGUGGGCUAUGUCUUAAGUGGUUCUCCUAUUAGGACUUGUGAUCACCCAGGAAUUUGGAGUGGUUCAGAGUCAAUUUGCGUGGAUAUUAAGGACUUACCCAGCCGAUUUUACAACAAAUACAUUUUGCCAAAUUGGAAGGAUACCCUGACUAUAAAGCUAUCAGAAUCUCAGGAGUACGGCCAUUCUGUAUCAUCACAAACUAGCUAUUCCUCAGACGGAAAAGUAAGUUAA